Molecule: messenger RNA, 514 nt
Organism: Pristis pectinata (smalltooth sawfish)
Lineage: Eukaryota; Metazoa; Chordata; Chondrichthyes; Rhinopristiformes; Pristidae
Gene: hprt1
Product: hypoxanthine phosphoribosyltransferase 1
Exons: 6
Coding region: 127-363 (78 amino acids)
Biological process (GO): hypoxanthine metabolic process; IMP salvage; guanine salvage
Molecular function (GO): hypoxanthine phosphoribosyltransferase activity; magnesium ion binding
Source: RefSeq, a predicted model, not a curated record
AUUGUUUUUAAUCUGCAGAAUGAUCAGUCGACAGGAGAGAUAAAAGUGAUCGGUGGGGAUGACCUCUCAACCUUAACUGGAAAGAAUGUAUUAAUUGUUGAGGAUAUUAUUGACACGGGCAAAACGAUGCAGACUCUGCUGAGCAUGUUGCAAGAAUACAAACCCAACAUGGUGAAGGUGGUGAGUCUGCUGGUUAAACGAACUCCACGAAGUGUUGGAUAUCGACCAGACUUUGUUGGUUUUGAAGUUCCUGACAAAUUCGUGGUUGGAUACGCACUUGAUUAUAAUGAAUACUUUAGGGAUUUGAAUCAUAUUUGUGUAAUCAGUGAAAAGGGAAAACAGAAGUACAAGGCAUGUGGAUAGACGAUUGGAGAUGUUGACUGAAACCCUACAGAAGAUACCCGUGCCCAUCGCCAUGUACGUCGCUAUUUGUGAAUCUAGAUAUUUAAAGGGCCCAUCAUGAACAUGCUUAAGAAGUGUUUAUUUUUGUACUGUAAUACAUAAAGCUAGACUC